AUGAACUCGACGCUGUUGGACGAGAAACUGUCGAGGGAGGAUAAGCCGUGGUUGAAAGAAAAGGAUACGAGGGGACGGCUCAGUUGGUGGGCGGUGCUUUUGUGUUUGAUUCUGGGGUUGGGGAUCAGUGGGGUUAUUAUUUGGAGGGGCUGGGUUGCCGCUGGGGAGGAGAUGAUUCCGGAUAGUCAGCUUUGUUCGGUUUUUUCGGAUGACUUUUCGAGUUUGGAUGUCGACUCGGGAGGGACGUGGGCGAGGGACGUCGAGCUUGGUGGAUUCGGGAACGGAGUCUUCCAAAUGGCGACCGCCUCCGACUCGAACCUCUACCUCAAAAACAACCAACUCUACAUAAUGCCAACCCUCACCUCGGACUCCAUCGGCUCCGACUCCGUCUUCGACGGCUACACCUUCGAUCUCGGCGACGCCUGUACCACGGACAACACCACCGCCUGUUCCGUCACGUCCGAUUCGUCGACGGACACGGUGGUGCAGCCCGUGCAGAGCGCGAGGAUUACCACGAAAAGCAGUUAUAGUAUUAAGUAUGGGAAGGUGACGGUGAAGGCGAAGUUGCCGUUGGGGGAUUGGUUGUGGCCUAGUAUUACGAUGUUGCCGGUUGAGAAUGUUUAUGGGGAUGGGUAUUUGAGUGGGCAGAUCGAUAUCAUGCAAGCCCGCGGCAACGGACCCUCCUACACCGCCCAAGGCUCAAACUACGUCCGCUCCAUCCUCACCUACGGACCGCUCUCGAACCUGCUCGCGAAGAGCUACGGGUGGCAGAACGUGAAACAGACAAGCUACGAUCAGGGCUUUCAUACGUAUACGAUCGAGUGGACGGAGAAUUUUAUUAAGAGUUAUGUGGAUUCGAGGUUGACUGCUAUGUUGGCGCUUAAGGUUUGCAGCGGCGGCAAAUCGUUCUGGGAACGCGGCGAUUUCCCGACGACGGCGACGAAUGGGACGAGCGGGAUCGAGGUCGUGGUGCAGGAUAUUUGGAGCAAUGGGACGAAUGCGGCGCCGUUUGAUCAGAACUUCUACCUCGUCCUCGACCUCGCCGUCGGCGGCACGACGGGCUGGUUCCCAGACGCGACGGGCGACAAGCCCUGGUACGAUUCGUCCAUCACGGCCAUGACGGAUUUCGCGGAGCAGCAGAGCACGUGGAGCGCGACGUGGAGCGACGAUGAUGAUUCGAGGGCGUUUAGGAUCGCUAGUGUGGAUAUGUGGAGUUUGUGUUAG
Messenger RNA from Stereum hirsutum FP-91666 SS1, 1224 nucleotides. Its product is annotated as glycoside hydrolase family 16 protein. The transcript has 5 exons. Gene Ontology annotation, molecular function: hydrolase activity, hydrolyzing O-glycosyl compounds. Lineage: Eukaryota; Fungi; Basidiomycota; Agaricomycetes; Russulales; Stereaceae. The record is from RefSeq and is a predicted model, not a curated record. Bases 1 to 1224 code for a protein of 407 amino acids. Gene Ontology annotation, biological process: carbohydrate metabolic process.